Messenger RNA from Aethina tumida (small hive beetle), 4408 nucleotides. RefSeq lists its product as uncharacterized. Gene Ontology annotation, cellular component: cell periphery. The transcript is spliced from 14 exons. Bases 322 to 3552 code for a protein of 1076 amino acids. Lineage: Eukaryota; Metazoa; Arthropoda; Insecta; Coleoptera; Nitidulidae. The record is from RefSeq and is a predicted model, not a curated record.
CACGCGACUUCUAAACUACGAACUGGUCGCGUUUCGCAAGCGGCGUCGAAGCCACAAAUUUUUGGCGGCGGACUUCGCGCUACCGACUUUUUCUUUGAUGAGGUUUUAAUUGAGCUAGACACUUUUUCUGGUUGUUUGGUGAUGGUUUUAUGAGUUGGUGAUUGUGAUCAUUUGUUGACAGUUGUUUUGGACAAUUUUUUUUGUUUUAUUUUCUUGAGCGUCUGUCAUGGAUAUGAUCACAGACCAUACAAAUAGUGUAAUCAAAUGGAAGAGAUAUUUCGUCGAGUCCAUGCCGGAGAAGUAUAAUGAGCGACUAAGUGGAUGCGGAGGUCAGCAACAAACCCAAGAUGUCUAAUGACCUUCGGAGACGAUAUGAAGAAAACUACUCGUUGCUGCUUGAAGAGUUUUCUGCUGUUCCUCCUGUUAUUCUAUAUGAUAGAAUACGGAGACGCAGGUGGAGGAGCCAUCCCCGGAAUAGAGCUGUCGAUGGCGCCUUCCCACACCGCCCUCAGCGGCGACUUCCACGUACAGAUAACCUCGUCCUCGUUCCCGCCGCUGCUCCUGCAACUGUCCAGGCUGGAGGGCAACGUGGCCCAACCGUUGACCACGUUCCCCGUCUAUCCGGAGGCGAGAGCCCUCAAGAUGAACACCACCAUAGUUAAAAUACCGUGCGGCUACUUCUCCCGAGGCGGACAGUACUAUGUGCUGCUCAAAAAACAAUCGGUGCCGAGUGACAAUGCGACGGGCGACGACCAGGGUUUAGUGAUCACGAGGAGUCUGGACGUGCGAUGGCCGAUGCCCCAGCUGUCGCUGACGCCGGAACAUGUACAGACUUAUCCGGAGAGGCCGGUCACGGCGAUACUCGAGUUUCCGGAGGUGGUGUGUCCGCCGAUGGCCGACAGCCCGGCCAGCGCCAUACCGGAGUUCUGGCUGGAGCUGAACUACUGCGGGCACUCGCUGCUUACCUGUGAUAACAAUGAUUCGGAACUGAACAGGACCGCACAGGUGCUGUAUUCGGAGCAAGUUCGCGGUUUCCCAGGUCGUCGGAUGCUGACGCUCCGCUGCGAACUUUUUGGACUCGCCGGCCACUACGCUCUCUUCCUGCGACCCACAACAGGAGCCCCCAUAUUGCCGCACACCGCAGCUUACGUAAAGGCUGAUUGGAGCGAACAAUUCGUGUUCAACGUGCACGCCCGCAGCAUAUUUCCAUGCGACGUCCACAACGGGGGAAUCACCGUGCUGUUCCAGUAUCCCUCGUGCAUCCUGGCGGCGGGAGAUCGCGUCCGUCUGUUCGCACGGCUUCGUGCGAACGUCGCCUCGUUAGCGCCGCCCACCACCCUCGAGUACGUGGCGGAACAGAGGGUGGUGAGGGGUCAGCACAGUCUUCAUUUUGACUGCGAUCUGUUCACCGAGAGAUACGUGGAGUACUGCUUCGUCUACGUCAGCCAGGCCAUCACCGGUGCGGUUGCCGACGUCCGGAUGGACUGCGUGCCAACUUUGCCAGUUUCAGAAUCGGAAAGUGGAGGCUGGGGUGAUUGGAGUGCUUGGACACCGUGUUCCAGUACCUGCAUUGGUGGUACAAGAAGUCGAUAUAGAUUUUGUGAUUCUCCACCUCCACGUUAUGGGGCUAAAUUUUGUGAGGGAAAAGCCGUGGAAACUGAAAAGUGCGGCCGUAGCAUAGGACAAAGUUGGGAAUGCCUGUACGGCGUUGGCGGACGAGGUCUUACAGCCGGUUCCGGUAGCGACAUCGUGGCAGAAAUACCCGAAAUACGUGCAGAAGUAGGCCCGUACUGUCGAUGCGGAUGCGUCGUCCACCUGGGCCACGCCAAACCCAAGCGACUUUUAGCCACCUCUUCGCAGAGCUGCCCCGGCAGAACUUUCUGGCUCAUCCAGUCCGAUGAGGACUUCAUAAUCCAAUUCCGAGUUGAGCAGUUUCAUCUUCCUUGCGGCACUCAAUGGUUAAAGAUUAGGGAUGGUAGUUCGCUGUCCUCAAACCUCCUGGCACAUCUCACAGGGGAUCCUGAAAACUCACCUUCGGUUGUAAAUUCAACUGGUCCCAAUUUACUUUUGGAGUUUUUCUCCGACGAGAUAACUGCUGGUGGGCAACUUUGUGGCGGAGGUUUCCUCGCACAUGCCACGCAAAUAAGUAAUACUAGAACCAACAUCAGUUCAAUUCCCAUAGCACAAAGUGUGGGAGUGUUACCAGCGAGUGUUUUGAAAAUGACUGCAAUUCAUAUUGCCGCAAUUUUCUUCUUGAGUGGAUUGCUUCUGGCUACGGCACUUUUGGGGGCACAGUAUCUUUUUCGAUACAGGAAAUACCAUGUGGCACAGGCUGAAGAUCAAGAUUCUCUUGCUGAUGCUGCGUCGAGCACGAGUCUGCCGCUAACGACGAGGGCGUCGUCUAAUGCGACGCUCUUAUCGGAGGUGAUUUCUUUAACGAGGCUGCGACCGCAUAUCAAGACAAGGAACAAGCACAGUCGACUCAGGGAGUCGAUGGACUGCGAACAAGACGAACAGGAGGCGACAUUAGCGAAAGAAGAAGAGUCUCUGAGUGCUUGCAGUACGACGACGUUGACGCAACAAGAAACUUGUACCACGGCGGUGAUUCCCACAGCAAGCGAACCGGAGGAUGUCACGUGCAGCUUGCCCAGUUCUCCACAAGAAUUCUGCGGUUCGGGGACGAUACCCAGAUCAUCAACAUUGACCAGUGACAAGGACCGUUAUAACGAAAAGGACGAGUUGAGGACGAGGUCCAAUAAGGACGUGAGGAGAUUGAGUAACGUCAGUACAGCCACCCUGACGAAUGGAUGCUAUUCGCCAGCUGCCAGUAUAAUCAGCACGGCUACCAUCAGAAGUACUAACAUAAAAGAAAGCAAAGACCGCAGAAAUAGGGAGAAACUUCUAGCUGGUCCCACUGGGUCGGAGUUUUCUAUCGCCGUCCCGGACACGGAUCUUGAAAUGGACUAUUACGAUUAUAAUGUGACAAACGCGGGUGCUGCCCCUGGUUCUUAUUUGGGAAUGGAUCCAGCGUUUUUAGUUUGGAUUCCACCUUUAGAUGAAAGCGGAGAAAUAUUGCCUAUGGAAGGAGGUGACAACUUCGAAAUGGAAGACAUAAGACCGAAAGUUUAUAUAGAUCCAGGCAGUAACAAGGAAUCCCCGGAAGAGGAGAUGCUCCUACCAAAAGCUAGGCCUAGAACGACAAGCGAAUCUUCCACACCCAAAAUGUCACCCUUGUUGAAAGCCAAAAAUAAAAAAAUCCAUCCGUACUCAGAGAACAAAGUCCAAAUCAACGAGAAAUACGAAAACGAACAACUAAUCAACAAGCAUUUGGUUCAAGUCCACGAUUUGCCGAAGAACAAGUACAUGGCCGCCUCUCCGAAGAUUAUAACCGAAAUGGAGAAAGAGACCAAAGUAGAAAAGUCACCGAGUGUGGAAAGUAACAUUCUUGACGAAAUCAAAUUUGCCGAUGACGAUGACGAGGGCGAUUUUCUUGAAAAUCAGUGCAAUAACGACGUAGCAUAUCAGGAUUCGAAUAUUAUAUCUUCCAGUUAAGACUGACGAACAUAUGAGAGAGUUUAUAUAUUUUAAGGCUAAUGCGACUUACUUAAUUAAUUAGUAGUUUAAAAUUAAUCGGUAUUUGUACAUAUUUUCUCAUAGUGAAGUUCAUUGUGCAAUAUAAUAACAACAGCACUAUCAUCAUUAAAACAAAUUAAUUCAGUAAGUUGUAAAAGAGUUACCGAAAAUCUAUGAUAUUGUUACGUUUCUUGAACAAAAGGCAUUUAAGAGGCAUUAUGAUCAAAAGCUUUCUCAGGAUAGCGGAUUUCGUAUGAGACUGAAUGUUGUUUGAAAGGUUUGGACAUAUAUUAGUCAUAAAUCUAGUCAUAUUUGUAAUUAACAAACUAAUUUAAUACUUGUGAAUACAGUCUGUAGGCGUAGGUUGUUGUUUUGUAUAAUGAAAUUGCACUUAUGACACGAAAACAAUUGAAAAAUUAAAUUUUUCCCAAGUUUAUUUAUAUACAAGCAGGAACAUAUAAUGGGUGCUUAUUUAAAAUAAAAAAAAAUAUUUUUUUUAUUACCUCUUGUGAUAUUUUAAUUUAAUUAUUUAUUUAGUUACUUUCAUUUAAUUUUAUUUAAUACCUUAAUUUGUACAUAAUUUAUUUUUGUGGUUUUUAUUUUGUUCUCAAAAAAAUUGAAGAAUGUAAACGUGUCAUAUGUAAAAGCACUCAAAUAUGAGGUCCAUAUAUUUCUAGGAAAUUAACUAUUUAAUACAAUUUAGAGCUUGCUAAACAUUGUUUUUAUGUUCAUUGUAUAUAGUUAUAUUUUUUGUUAUAAAAUGUUAUAUUGCAAAUUAUAUCGGUAACGAUCUGGGUAUAUAUGUAUUUAUUGCAAAUAAAGUUUAUGUAUUUAA